This is a messenger RNA of Moneuplotes crassus, 1002 nucleotides long. Lineage: Eukaryota; Ciliophora; Spirotrichea; Euplotida; Euplotidae. The record is from the annotation of a GenBank genome assembly.
CUUAGGUAAUGGCAACUACAGCUGGAGGAACAAUGCCUAUGAUGAUGACCAUGGGCAGAACAAAUGCAGCAGCAGGGAUGAUCAUUGAAGAUCAUAUGAAAAAAGUGUUGUAUAAGGGUAAAAAGAAAGCUCAAAUUGUUGAUAAAACAUUGGCUCCUAGACUCAAGCAUUCUGCUUUUGGAGACUUCCCGAAAACUCAUAUUGCUGGAAAGAAAGCUGGACUCCACUCUAAAGUUGCGAAGAAGCAAGAUGAUUUCUCAGAUCUCAAACCUAAGGUCAUUCCACUCAAGAAAGGACAAGGACUUGGUGGUAAAGCCGUCACUCUCAAUCCUAAGAAAGAAGCCAUCAAACCAAAGAAACCUAAAGCAGGAGCCAGGAAGAAAAGGAAGAUCCCCAUUUCUGAGUUCAGAAGGUUCUACGAUAGAGGUGACUUGCCUAUCAUCAUUGAGCACUCAGGGUCUGGCUGCAAGCUCAAGUGGACCAAAGAUGUCGACCUCACCCAGCUGGACUAUCACCACUAUUUACCAAUCUUCUUUGAAGGAAUCAGAGAAAAGACGGAGCCAUACCGUUUCUUAGCAGUGCAGGGAAUAUUCGAGCUGUUGGAGCACGGGCAGGCGAGAGUGUUGCCAGUGAUUCCUCAGUUGAUCAUACCCAUCAAGACAGCCCUAAACACCAGGGAUAAGGAUAUCAUCUGCAUUUGUUUGAAGAUUUUACAAAGACUUGUGACAUGCAGCGAAACCAUUGGGGAAGCAUUAGUUCCUUAUUACAGACAGAUUUUGCCAAUCCUAAACUUAUUUAAAAACUCCAAUCACAAUACUGGAGAUAAAAUUGACUAUUCCCAGAGAAAAGAAACCAACCUUGGAGAUCUUAUCCAGGAGACUCUAGAACUAUUUGAGCAGUGUGGAGGAGAGGAUGCAUUUAUCAACAUUAAGUACAUGAUCCCCACUUAUGAAAGCUGUGUCCUGCAAUAGAUAAGAAGUUAAUUCAAUUUUUAGAUCCUAA